Toxoplasma gondii ME49 is the source of this 4707-nucleotide messenger RNA. RefSeq lists its product as hypothetical. Gene Ontology annotation, cellular component: U1 snRNP; U2-type prespliceosome. Gene Ontology annotation, biological process: mRNA cis splicing, via spliceosome. Gene Ontology annotation, molecular function: protein binding; RNA binding. The record is from RefSeq and is a predicted model, not a curated record. The coding region runs from base 1887 to 3914 and encodes 675 amino acids. NCBI's taxonomy places the organism in Eukaryota, Apicomplexa, Conoidasida, Eucoccidiorida, Sarcocystidae. The transcript is spliced from 11 exons.
UGGACACUAUGGGGCAGCGUUUGUCGCGAAAUACAUCCCAAUUUUCUUGUUUCCUUCUCGGUUCGAACGUUUGUCGGGAAACGAGACAUGGUGUGGCAUGUUUCUGAUCCCUGUAAAUACGCUUUCCCUGGAGCGACCCGCAUACUUCCACACAGUUUGACCAGGAAUGGGAAUUGCCAGUGACUGUAUCUUGCGAAAGCGACCACCCGUUCUCUUACUUCCACCGCUACCAACAGCAGUUUUCGUCGGUUUUACUGCCGAUGUGUGUCAAUACUGCGUCUGGAACUACUUGUGCAUUGCAUACUGUACGGAACCAUUCACCAAGAAGGUAGAUUUGACGAUUCACGUUCCCAGCCGGGUUUCCUUUUCUUUAACUUCCUCCGUAAAGGCAUCUCUGCUUCUUGUGGCAUCUGCCGGUCUACUUUCCUUGGGAACGGUCGGAGAGGGCGGGGAGCAACGACGCGCAAACAACGUCUUCGAAUAAGAGGGGUCACUUGAAUGCAGUGUUUCCGUAUUGCUGUCUCCCCAUCUUUUCAACUUGCUAGCUUCUAUGUUUUUCUUUUCACAACUCUUCACUCUCCUUUGCUCUUCCUUUGCACUCUUUUCCCCGUCGAUUCUCUAUCUCGCGACCGCCGCGUUACCGUCGAGUCCAAUCGUGAUUUGCCCGUCGAGUCCUUUUUCUUGUGCGCUUUUCACCCACUUUGCUCCCCGGGGAUUCGGCACCUCGUUGCGACGGUGGUUCUUUUCUCGUUGCCCUCGUAAAAUAGAAUGGAUGAGGCGCUGGCUGUAUACUGUAAUGUUGAAUUUUUUCCUACUGGCGCGCCCUCUUAGUUUUUUUCACCCGCAUCUACAGAUGUGGACGCAGCUCCGAAACUGUCCUCCAAAAUUCACGCUCUCUCGGGGUGGAUUGGACAGAAGAGAAUCGUGGAAAUCGGCUGGUUUUUUGUGUUUCUCGUCAGUCUCUUUUUUUACUCGAUCUGUAAUGGGAUGCUUUGCUUCUCUCUCCGCGUGGCCUCGACCUCCCCGUUUUGCCCUGAUCGUGGUGAACACCCCUGUCGCAUAGACGAGCAAGGAACACGUUCGCCGCGCUCACUUUUGGGACAGAGCCUUCGUUUCGCUUGUUUGCUUAUCUCCUUUCCCGGCCUUCUCUCUUCUGGACUGGUCCACGUUUGCUCAAUAGACUUCUUUUGCCUACGAUCUCUCAAGCGAAGCGUGAACCAGUACGCAUGCCGUUGUGACUCUCUCGCCCCGUUGCUUUGCCAGUUGCUUUCCGCAUCCUUUCUGAGAGUUCACAAACCUACGAGACAACUGUCACAUCUGGACCCGUAUUUCGGUACUUUAGGUUUUCAGAGGAACGUAUGCAAGUACACCUCUGGGUCAGGCAAAACCGUCUGUGUUUUCAUGAGUGCACUUGCCUGCGGUCACUUGGGGGCGGGAAAUGAUGGAAGGCUCAGCGUUGCGGUGAAACAGGGUCUUUCGCACCUUCUCGUUUCUAUUUUUUUGUCCACCUUCGAUGUAAUUAGUGCGCCAAGUCUUCGGAUUACGGAGUGCCAGUGAGCUAGCAGCCUGGCCUUUGGACGCUGUCUCCUUUCCCGCUUUAUCUUUCGUGAGUUUCCGAACUCUGUUGCCUAAUCAUCAUCAUCAGCUGAGUUAAGCAACACAGGGUUGAAAGACUGCGGGUUGGUUUUAGUGCCCAGACGGAACACUGGAUUGGAUUGUCGGCUCUUUCUUCCCCGGUCCCUACCUGCCUUUCUUUCGCUCUCCCUACAGCUUUUCUUUCUCUUCCUGCCCCUCUCUUUUCGACCGCUCUGAAUUUGAAAACGUACUAGAAAUCAACAAGCUACAGGCAACACUGGACAUUUUCCUUGCGGUCCUGGUCGCCAACGAUGAUGGGCGGCGGCGACGGGGCGCCGCCUGCAGGCGGUUUAUCCUUCCCUUCAGCGUCUGCGUUUCCUCCUCACCUUCCGUCUGUGCUGCCUUCUGGGGCUCCAGGCGUGUCAGACUUGGCGCCCCCGGUGCUGAUGAACCCAGGCCUUAUGGGCCUUGCCCUCGGAUUGGGCGGCGCGCCGACCGCGGUCGGAGGAGCCUUUGGAGCCCAACCAGGCCCUCGGCCCUCAGGGCCUGAGGGGAAAGCUGCUGAAGCAGCUGGAGCCAAUGGGUGGACCGAGCACGUGGGGAAGGACGGGAGAAGAUACUACUACAAUGCUGCGACCCAGCAGAGCCAGUGGGAGAAGCCGGAGGCCAUGAUGACUGAGGAGGAGAAGAAGGUAUACAACAAGCUGGGAUGGAUAAAGUACUCGACAGCCGAGGGGAAGGAAUACUGGUUCAGUUCGUAUACGAAGAAGUCUACCUGGACGACGCCCAAGGAAGUCGACGAGUAUCUCAAGCAACUGGAGGAGGAAAAGGAAGAAUGGCCCAAGUUCACAAACAAGACAGAAGCUCGUCGGUGGAUUGUUAAACUGUUUGAACUGAAGAAAUUCCCGCCGCGAAUCAACUGGGAAAAUGCAGUCAAGUUUCUGGAGACGGACAAGCGAUGGGAGAGCUUCAAGAUCCUCACGAGGGGCGAACGAAAGCAAUCCUUCAGCGAGUUCAUGAGUCAAAGACAGAAAAAGACGGCGGACAGUACGAGGAAGAAAAGGCAGGAGGCCCGCGAUGCCCUGGCACAGGCCCUCCAGAACUGGGAAGAACUCGCUCCUGGCACGACUUACAUUGCCAUGGCGGAUAAGAUGCACGAACAAGAGUGGUGGACCUUCCUCACGGAGCAGGAGCGAGAUGACUUUUUUCAGGACUACAUGGAGGAGUUUGACAAGCGCCACCGGGAGCUCUUCAAGAAAAAAAGGAAGAAGGAUGUCGAAACAGUCGAGAAGAUUCUCGACAAGCGCAGCGCCGAGUUCGAUUACCGCCGCAAAUGGGUAGACGUCAGAGACGAGCUUUUCGCCAUUCCAGAGCUGUCAACAGUGCUCAGACUCGACAUUCUGCAAGUCUGGGAGAACUGGGUGGAGCAUGGUUAUGCUGAUGAAAGGAGGAAUCGCCGUCACGUUGUUUUUCGCCGAGAAAGGAAGCGCCGGGAUGCUUUCCGCUCCCUUCUUGACGAGGCUGCGAAGAAAGGAGAGUUGACGGCGAAGACAGAGUGGCCCGACUUUGUUGCUCAAAUCGUGAACGAUCCGAGGUACUACCAGAUGGUCGGCCAGGGAGGCUCCACGCCACGCGAGCUUUUCGAAGACGCCGUCGACAAUCUGAAGGAAGAGUAUCAGAGGCAAAAGCCUGUGAUCCUUGAUUGCCUGAAAAGAGCCGGUCUGGAACUUGAUUCCCCGUCUCUCACGUUUGAGGAGUUCUACAGCGCGCUUUGCACGUGCGAAGGAAUGAAAGGCGUUUCACUUAUGAACGCCAAACUGACGUUCGAAUCGCUGACGUCUCCGGCUCGCGAUCGAGGUAGAAGCGGCGAACACGGGGCCGCGAGCGGGACACGAAACCCUGUGGCAACUGAGGACGUUUCUCGACGGGAGAGCACGAGUCCGCGGCGGACGACCGCAUGUCGAGCUCUACUGGCGAGGGAGACAAAGGAGACGAGGGUCGGGGGCCACUCGGGGUCGGCCACUUCGAGUCGAAGAAGGAGAGACAGCCCGAGGGGGAGAGACAGAGAGAGAGAAACAGAGAGGGAGUCGAGCAGAAAAGACGGGAGCUCGAGCAGUUCCUCGUACUCCGGCUCUUCGCUGCGAGGAGAGGGACGCGGACGCGAGAGGAGAAGCGCGUCGAGACAGACAGAGAGGGACGGACCGGGGGACCGACACAGAGGGCGCAGUCGAAGCAGAGAAGGAGAGAGAAAGAGGAGAAGAAGCCAUGCAUCGUCGAGGAGUUCGUCGCCCAGAGGAAAGGGCAGGAAAGACGACGGCAAGCGAAAAAGAAGACACUGAUGAGGAGACAUAACGAACGAGAGGAGAGACCGCGGAAGGGAAGCCUCGACGAGGAAAGGACGUUUUCGUAAGAAAGGGAACAAGAACCAGCAAAACUUCGUUCCCGCUCUUGAAAGUCUUGUCGGUGGCAGAGUGCAUGCAGCCAUGGAUUUAAGAGGCCCCCUUGCUACAGGGAUUGCGUUAGGAUUUUUCUGGUCACGUGCUCUCUUAGGGUUUCGUGUGAAACAGGUUCAUUUUCUCUUUUAGUCUGCGGGCGAUGCCUCAAUGCGGCAUCUGUUUUUCUGCCAGGGGUACGCUCCUCUUCACCUUUCCGCUCUCCUUCGUUCGAGCUUCUCCUCUACGGUGUUCCUUACAUGCAUACGUACCUUCCUAUUGCUUUUUUGAUUGGAGACGUGCACACAUGUUUCUACCUACCGAUGCGGGAAUCUUGCACUUUCCUCACUUUGACUGCAUCAACUUAGCUCGUGUUCGUUUCCUUCCGUUCUCCUGCUUCCCUUGUUUGUACCUGGUUCCGCUCCUCUUCUUGUUCUUCUUCUUUGCCCAUUGUGCUCUAUUCCGUUCUUCGGUGUUCAUGUCUUUUUUCUCGCCUUCGAACUUGCAAUCCUGCAGCCCUCCUCUCUCCAUUUUUCCUAUGUUUCGUCUGAUCCUUCCACUCGAGGGUUUAUGAUUCUUUCAUCCGUCAUAUCCCCCGUGUAUGUAUGUUCCUUUGUCUUCGUUCUUGUGCUUUCGUGCCCUUUGGCCUCUGUAUCAGUGGUAUUCAUGGGAACUGUAAUCAUUAAAUGCCGUUCCUGCC